Messenger RNA from Penicillium egyptiacum, 912 nucleotides. The record is from the annotation of a GenBank genome assembly. Lineage: Eukaryota; Fungi; Ascomycota; Eurotiomycetes; Eurotiales; Aspergillaceae.
AUGGGGGCGAUGGGUCAUAGGAAACUCGAGCCAGCCUCCAGUUCUCUCAUCGCGUCGAAGUUGCCUCGACUACACGAUCUGUACCUUACCUUGGAUGAUACUUGCAAAUGGGAUCCCCAAUUAAGAGAACGUCGACGGAAUAGUAUGCCAGAUACAGAUUCCAGGAUGAUGCUCGGAUAUAUACUAAUAAUUCAUAAAGAAUUUGCGGACUCUAUUCAGUCUUUGCCUCUUGCUAUACGCGAUCUCACCCUUGAUUUCGCCUAUUCAACCCCAGAAGAUGAAAAUUAUCCUCCAGCGGCUUCAACGGUAGAGGGAAACACGGAUCCUCUAAGCUCGCGUUUACGAGAAUUUUCCCAGCAAUUGACAGUGAUAGGUGGGAACCAAUGCGUCUUGGGAAAAGAACUUUUCUGGCCGUUGAAUGGUGAUACUCCUGAACCUCCCUUUUGGCCACAUCUAACUGGUGUGAGCGUGGAUUAUAUACCCGUCACGCCAUGUGGGAAAUGGAUGUUUGAACAAGACGACGACGCCGAGGAGCCCGAUUGUGAUUCAGAUGGUCUUGGCUCCUACUAUGAUGAUAUGGACGACACCGAUCAGGAUUGGGUUUCUCCAGAGGACCGCAACUGCAGACUAUUCCGAACCAAAUUCGUGCACGAAUUGUUCAACCAAUAUUAUCUAUCAGCUGGCAAGGCUGCUCUUCGGAUGCCUAAACUAGAUUCCAUGUUAUUGGACGUUUCGCACCGACCUCAACACCGGUUUUGGUAUCAGGUGGAGAACGAAGUGGCGAAAGUGACCUGGUCCAGUGAGGAUGACCCCAAAGCAUUCGAACCAAGCGAUGAGGUCUUGCAAAUUUGGAAUCAAGUUGCUUUGAAACACAGCGGCCAUGGCCUAGAGGUUGAAUUCGAAUUAUGUUAA